ACAGGAUGCAUAAAUGUUAGAUCAGACAGGAUGCGAAACCAGUGAUUCUACUACAAAUGUAACAGAAGUUGUUUGUUCGGAGAUGGGGUGUUGUUCUGAUGACAGGAAGUGGUGCAGGACAUCCUUCUGUCAGUCGCUCUGAUUUUCAGUCUCCAUCCAGACAUCAUGAAGGUUCCAUCAGUGUGUCUGCUGCUCGGAGUCUCAGCUGUUCUGCUGGCAGGAGGAACAGAUUCUGAAGUGUCUCUGAUCGUCAGACCAGACCUUCAGCAGUUCUUCAGUGGACAAUCAGUGUCUCUGAGUUGUGAGGAUGGACAGACAGCUGAUGGAUGGACAGUUAAGAGGACCAAAGGAACACUCACUGAAACCUGUGGAGCAUCUGGAUCAGACUUUGGGGUGUUUAAAGACUCCUUCUGUGUCCUUGACCUCUUGUCUUCUUACACUGGAGUUUACUGGUGUGAAACCAGUGCAGGACAGAGGAGUGACCACAUCAAUAUCACUGUUAACCAGAAAGAAGACAGGGUUUUUAUUCUAGAGAUCCCUGCUCUUCCUGUGGUGAAAGGAAUCAAUGUCACUCUGCAUUGUCGUCACAAAGAUGGCUCCAUCCGUGCAGCUUUUUUCUACAGGAACAGUCAAAUUAUUGGAGAUGGAGUCAAAUCUCAGAAGGCCAUUAUUCACAGAGUCCAACAGUCCGAUGAAGGUUCCUACUGGUGUUCUACUGACACUUCUGGAUCAUCACCUCAUAGCUAUCUAAGAGUCAGAGAUCCUCCUCUCCCUCAACCAUCUUCCUACCCCAUGACAGCUUCCACUUCUUCAGCUGAUGGUGCUAAUCAUACAGCAAGUUCUCCUUCUCCUUCUGUGUCAUUGGUGCACCUCCUGUGCCACCUGCUGGUCAUUUGCCCGUACUGCGUGUGCAGCAUCCUGCUGGCUUCAAUCUGCUGCAGCAGGAGCUCAGGAAACCAAGCUGCGGUCUCCAUAGAAACCACCCAGCUUGGUGGACCGGGUGAUAUUGCUGCUGAUGUCACUACAGAGCAUGAGUUCUGAUGGAGCGUGAGCUGCAGGUUUGGGGUGCAUGUCCGGCUGCUUCGCCACAAACAGGAAGCCUGGACCCGAACCCAACCAAUCAGAGCAGCUUCUGAAAAGAGGUUUCACUUCCUGCUCAGCUUCUUCUGAGUGAAAUAAGACCUACUGACACUUGGACCACCAGAAGCACCAAACUGCUCUGUAUUUUCAGCUUGAUAGCAUCGCUCUAGAGGAACUGAUAUGUUUGAAUUGGGUCCAUCUUUUUUAUAUUGAGAUUUGGUUUCUAAAUGUCUAUUUUAAAAUUUUGAACAAGUUGUCGAUUAAUGGUUUAUUAGGUUAAAAUUAGUUACAUUCGUCUAACUUUGAACUCUUUGUUCUUACUGGUCUACUCUUAGACCAGUAGUGCCCAAAGUUGGUCCUCAAGGGCCGGCAUCCUGCAUGUUUCCUGCUGGUUUAACGCACCUGGAUCAUAUUAUGGCUCGUUAGAUGACCAAAGAGGAACAUUGACAUGCUGAAAAGGUUGUUACUGCCACCAGGGAGAGAACUAAAACAUGCAGGAUGUCGGCCUUCGAGGACCGAUUUUGGGCAUCCCUGUCUUAGACCUUAUUUAGUGUUGUAGUUUGGCCGCCAUCCAGGAGAUGACGAUGAUGGUAAUCCUUAUGCGGAACAAGAAUUAAAGAGGCAGCGAUAUCCCAGAACAGGGAAACAGCAGUUCUGUUUUGAAAUAUAAACACUCGACAAGCUCCAUAAGCUAUAACCUUAAAUAGAGCUUAUUUAGCCGUGCUGGAGGACGGAGCAUCUUCAACUUCUCAACUAAAAAUUAUUGAAGUAUGUGACAUGGAUAUGAGAAUGUGAUGAUGACAGAAAAGCGGAGGGCAAAAAAAUUGUAAUGCGGUAUAAAGAAACCCCAAUUUUGUGUGUUUUUUGUUUUUUUCCCCCCCUUUUUUGGCACUAAUA
This is a messenger RNA of Poecilia reticulata (guppy), 1977 nucleotides long. The record is from RefSeq and is a predicted model, not a curated record. NCBI's taxonomy places the organism in Eukaryota, Metazoa, Chordata, Actinopteri, Cyprinodontiformes, Poeciliidae.